Messenger RNA from Brassica rapa (field mustard), 4747 nucleotides. RefSeq lists its product as uncharacterized. NCBI's taxonomy places the organism in Eukaryota, Viridiplantae, Streptophyta, Magnoliopsida, Brassicales, Brassicaceae. The record is from RefSeq and is a predicted model, not a curated record.
CAAACGAACAAAGUUACACACACGGAAACAGAAACUCAAAUAUAAAGAUCCCACUCUCUCUUCUAUGAGAAAAUACUGAUUAUGAUGGAUAAGUUUGGCAGGUCCUUCUCGUCUUCUUCUCCGAUCGGCAAGAAUAGUGAUGACGAAGGAAGAGAAAAUGAAGCUGAAUCUCCUUACAAGGGUCCCCUUGAUACGAUGGAAUCUCUCGAAGAAGUUUUACCCAUCAGGAGAGGGAUAUCCAAGUUCUACAAUGGGAAGUCCAAGUCUUUCGCCAGCUUAAACAAUACUGAAUCCUUGUCGAUGAAAGAUUUAGGGAGGCCAGAUAACCUUUACAGUCGCCACCGGAGAAAUCUUCUCCGUCACCAGCUUUUUAGUCGCGGUGGGAUCUCGAAGAAACCGCUCAAGGCCAACUUCACGGUGGUCUCUUCCUGCGGCGAUGAUUCGUCUUCAGCCUCUUAUUUAAAACAUCAGCAUUGACUGAUACCACUGAUAAGAGUAUCUCGGGGAAAUGGUUUUUUGAGAAUUAAAAAUUUUAAAAUAAAAAAGGAUGGAUUAAUAAGAAGAUGACACACACUGAGUGAUAUCUCAGUUUUUUGAAGUCUCUUCGCAAAUAAACGAUUAUAAAGAUUUGUCACUCUCUUUUCUCUUAAUUUUUUUUUAUUUUUAAUUCUGAAAACACACUGCCUAUGAGUACUCUGGCUGUAGUCUGUACUGCCCUUAUUCUUUGCGUAAUGAAAAAGUUAAAACUGUCUUUCAUAAAUCCGUGUGCUAACGGUUUCGAUUUUUUACAAGGCAUGCUACACAAUCUACGUACUAUUACUGUUUUGUAUGAAAAGUUUAUUUUUAUUUUUGACAUUGAAAACUCUAUAUUUUAUUAAAAUAUACUGCCAAGAGGGUGGCCUCUAGAGCCAUCCAGCUUGGGAGUUGAGAGUUUACAUGGAAGAAACAAAUACUUCGAGACUGAGCUCUCUUAGCAAGGCGAUCGGCUCGGAAGUUCAUAUUACGAAGAAUAAAAGAUAUGGAGCAAAACGUAAACAUAGAACGAAUAAGAUGAAACUCAUCAAAUUCAGCCAACAAAGAUGGCCAGUUGUUUUCUUCGUCUUCUUCGAGUAGAUUAACCAGUUGUAGGCAGUCUGUCUCGAAGGUCAUUGAGUUAUGGUCCAACUGAAUAGAGGAUUUCAUCAUGGCCCACAGCAGAGCUUAGAACUCUACGUGCAGGGGGUUAGGACUUGGUUACUAGCAAAUGAACCGGAAGUCGUCAUCCCAUCCUUGGUCGUCAGGACCAUUCCCCGACCGAAACAAUUAUCGUCUUUGUGCCAGGAGGUGUCAAUGGAGCAUACAGGGCCAGCGUGUGUGGUCGUGGUGGUGGUGAACGGGGCGGCUCCAUCAUCGUCGUCAUCGUGGGAUUCUUCUAUUGUUUAAGCUACACGCCAGCUUUCGGCCUCAGAUUUAGCGAUCUGAAUAGUCUCUAGCGGGGAGGGGUCUUUGCUGUUGAAAGCUUUGUCGUUUCGGAUUUUCCAAAUGUACCAUAUUACCCACGGGACGUUGUUGAUAGUAGUAUCCUGCAAACCAUAAUCUUUAGCUUGCCACAAGACAUGAUCCAGGUUACUAAGUAUCGAGGUGCACGGGAAUAAGCCAGAGAAUGUGGCAUAUCAGCCAGAUCCCACGCUUGUACAGAAGACGGACAUUCAAAGAGCAGGUGGUUACGCGUUUCUUCCUCCGCUCCGCAUCUUGGGCAGUUUCGAUCAUUGCCGCAAUGCCGAUCCGCGAGUGAGUUGCAGACUGGGACGCAAUUGGAGAGCGCCUGCCAAAUAAAGUGCUUAAUUUUGUUUGAAGUUUUGAGUGUCCAAACUCUAGCCUGCAGAGCCGUGGCGCUUGGUUCCAGAACAGGAGCAGGUUCUGAAGCUUCCAUUGUUUCCAUGGCCAAAGCAUAGCCAGAUUUUACAGAAUAGACACCGGACUUGGUGUGGCUCCAGCAGUACCUGUUUACACGAGGUGAUAGUGUAGAUUUAAGGUUCUGGAUGAGGGGGAUAUCCUCAGGGACCACUAUCUCCCGUAGGAGGUCCAGCUUCCAAGCUUUUGAGAUCGGAUCUAGCAAGUCAAUAACGCGAAGUGCAGGGUUGAAAGAGGGGCCACAAGGUGUGGCAGGGCGCGCCAGAGUUGUGGGAAGCCAGGGAUCAGCCCAAACCAAAAUGAAAAGUUUGUUUUAUUAAGAAAUUAUAAAUGCACUCAAUCUAAAAUACUCUAACAUUUAGGUUUAAGAUUUAGAUAAAUUGCUUGAGAUACUUUAAUUGGACUACCACUUUUCAAAACUACACUAAAGAAUACUAUAAUAUUUGGAUUUAAGAUUUACUAACUAUAGAGUUUAAUACUUAGAGGGUGGUAUACAUGCGGCAUAUAGUCAAACUAGGAAGUUUUCCUAUUAACUAACUUAAUGAAUCAAUUGGAAAUUUAUACACAAAUUAAUACAAUAUUUAGGUGAUUUGAUUAGUUAUUUUGGUACCGAUUAAUGAAUUAAAGAAUAAUUAAAACAUUAAUUUGAAAAUAAAUUUACAAUAAUUUUGAAAAUAUAAAUUUUACAUAUAAUUUUUUUUAAUUUUUCACUUCUAAGCUAAUGUGAAGAUUUUAUAUAUUUAUAAUUAUGUUAUUAGUUUAAAACUUUCAUUAAUGGUGACAUGUAUGUUAUUUUAUAUUUUAAGAAUCUUAUCAAAAAGGUAAACCUUCAUAAAUAAAAUUUUGACCUGUUAUAAUAAGAAGUAAUACUUUAUUAUGAAUAUAUGUGCUCUUGAAUCUCUGUAGAUUCCACACUUACAUACUAUGACAGCACCUUUAACUUUGCAGAAUAGCUCAUUAGGAAUAAUUUGAGCAUAUGAGUACUCCAUAUUUUUCACAUAAAAAUAUAUUUAUCUAACUUAUCCAACUCUAGGCGUUGAUAUUAUAGAAGUUCAUCUCUGUAAAAUAUUAUUUCUCUUACAAGAAUUAAACUACGGAAACUCGAUUAAACCGAACCAAAACACAAACCAAACCAAAUACAAACUAAACCGUUAUAGUUUAUUUCAGUUAGAAAAUUUUAGAACUGAAUUAACCAAACCGAAGAACCCAAACCGAAUCGAUAAAAUAACUUAAGUGCCCACCCUUAAUCUCGGGUACCACAUUCUUCACUGUGUCAUCAGACAAGAACUCAUUGGCCUAUGUACACACCGUCAUACCAUCUCAACUUUCCAUCACAAACAGAGUACAAAACAUUCUCAACCUCGCAGUAAAAAUCUGAAAACCAAAAAGAACCCAUCUUUGCUUCCGCAACAUCCCACUUACCUUCUUGGGAGUUAUAACAAACCACACCAUCCGCGUCGCGUUAAGGUGCAAGGGAUGGGCGCCACGUCAUCCCAUGUUCGUGUUCUUGCAUCUAUCACCUUGGACGCGUUCUUCAACUGACUCUCCAUGGAUCCCCGCUACGUACACGGCGGGAGGAGAGUGGAGAGCUGGGAGUUUCCACAAAGCAUAGCUAGUUGACUUCUUCUUGUUCUUGCUGACGUCAUAUUUGUUUUUAUCAGGUUUUCAGCAGAGGAUGAACCAGCGAGAGUCAGAGGAUGACUCUAGGCAGAGAUAGAGACAGGUCUUGGUGCGCGAUGAGAGUGAUCGGGCUUUGUAUAGCUCCGGUGAGGAGAGAAGAGAUCGAAAGCUCUUGGAGACGAGGGAGAGAGUCGGAUAGUAUAAUCUUGAGAGGCGUGCGAUGCAGCUUGUGAGCAAUUCAUCGGGAAUCACGGAGUUGGGUUUGGUUGCGGUGUCGACGGGAGCUCCUCCUCCAGCUUCUUCCUCUUUUCCGGAGAAGGCGACAUUGAUGAAUUUAAAAGAGACGAAAUCGCCGAUUUGGAUUAUAUAACCAAAAAUUGUUUGGGUUACUCAGGUUUAGUUUUAUUUUGGUUCAGUCGGUUUAGUUUUAUUUUGGUUCAUUGAGUUGAAUCCCUUAUAUACUAAAGCGCAAGUCGCCUAGCGAAUAAAAUAAUGACAUGUGGAAACGUUUUUAAAAUUUAAAUAAUAAAAAACGUAAAUGCAGAAAAAAAAUCAAAACAGUUCGGUUGAAUUUUAUUUAUUUACCUUAUAUUUUUAAAAAAAUCCCUAAAAAUUCUCACACUAUAUCCAUGAUCUCUCUAUCUUUAAAACAUUUAACUUUUUUUUUGAAAUGAGAUUUAACGUAAAUUCCUAAAUUGUUUGCUAUAACUCCAUUUAUUCUUUCUGAAAUUUCUUCUUCUAAUAACCAGACAUAUCAAAACUUAAAAAAAAAACAGGUUCAUCAAAUACUUUUUAUGAUCGUAACUACACUUACACUGCAAAAUCUACAGUUCUACAUAAACACCAAAAUAGUUUAUUGCCAAGUGGUGUGCCACACCAAUAUUCUUCGUAAGGCAUCUCUUUCAAUGAACAGAGAAAAAGAACACAAACAUGGAUACAUCAAAGUUUGAUAAGCGGAGCAUACAUCAAAAGUUGGCGGAUGAAGAUUAAACUCCAGGUUAGUAAAACUAUAAAUGCCCAACUCAAGUAAAUUUUUAACUUUUUUUCUUAAAACUUAACUAUGAUCUUUUUUCCUUUUCCGGUUUUCUACAUUUUGGCAAAAACUAAAUACUACAUUGUGACAAAAGUAAACGUAAACAAAAUAUAUCAAAAUUGACAAAAUCUAAAAUUACUAACUAAACACCUAAAACAUUUUUUUAGCCAAAAAAAAACACCUUAAAAUUUUGAGAGUCAC